This is a messenger RNA of Lasiodiplodia theobromae, 2025 nucleotides long. Its product is annotated as Multicopper oxidase. The transcript has a single exon. Gene Ontology annotation, molecular function: oxidoreductase activity; copper ion binding. The coding region runs from base 1 to 2025 and encodes 674 amino acids. Lineage: Eukaryota; Fungi; Ascomycota; Dothideomycetes; Botryosphaeriales; Botryosphaeriaceae. The record is from RefSeq and is a predicted model, not a curated record.
AUGGAGAGCAAAGCCAAAGAAACGGAGGCGGAUGGGGGAAAAUACGUCGCCCUGGGGCAGGACGAGCUCGCCCUUGAGCAUCAGAAGGAGCACGUGCGACCAUCAGCUUCCGAGACAGAUGAAAGCGACCAAGAAGAGGCCAUGGGGUUGCUGGAUCAAAGUGUCGUCGCUCGGACGAAGCGACACUGUGGUGCUACCCGACGUUGCUCUGUAUACCUGGAAUUCGCCCUCUUCGGCGUAGUCUUGACCAUCGCCUUGUUUGCCGCUCUCAUUUGGACAAAACAGCCUCGCCGCACACACGCGGAUGGAAUGGGAGAUCACGAUCGGCGACCUCAGGAAAAGUAUGUGUUGGACCCAAACUGGAACUUCGACGAGGCGCCGCGUGUCCGAGAAUACCACUGGACCAUCAAAGAUGUUGAGCUCCGGCCAGACGGAGUGAGGCGACCCAUGAUGACCAUCAACGGCGAAUUCCCAGGCCCGAUGAUCGAGUGCAAUGAGGGCGACACGAUUCUUGUCGAAGUGCACAACGCCGCGGUUAACUCGACGUCGAUCCACUGGCACGGGCUCUUCCAGAACGGCACAAACUUUAUGGACGGAACAGUCGGCAUCACACAAUGUCCGAUAGCACCCGGAUCCAGUAUGAAGUAUAGAUUCAGCACCGGCAACCAGUCCGGCACGUACUGGUACCACGCGCACAUGGCCAUGCAGGGCUCGGACGGACUCUUCGGGCCUCUGAUCGUCCAUUCGAGAGCGGAAAAGAAGCUGCAGCAACUUGAGUAUGCAUCGGACCGAGUAGUCAUGGUUCACGAUCACUACCACGACUUGACGGGCGCGCUGAUGCCCCACUACCUGGCACCGGACAACGAAAACGCGGAGCCAGUCCCAGACGGAGGGCUGAUCAACGGGGUGAACAAGAGGGACUGCAAUGCUAUUCACGGCCGCGACUGUGACAGCACAGCUGCUGAAAGGGCUGUUUUCGAUCUUGAAGAGAACAGACACCACCGCCUGCGUAUCAUCAACACUGGUGCGUUUGCUGAGUUCCAGGUCAAGAUCGACGAGCAUAUCUUUGCAGUCACAGAAGUUGAUGGGACGGACGUGGCCCCGGCAUAUUACCACAGACUGAACAUCAAUCCCGCACAGCGGUAUAGCAUUGUUAUCAACACUAACAUCACGGACCGACGCUCUUUCUGGCUGAGGGCAAAAAUGGUGACAGGCUGCUUCGCAGAGGAAAAUGCCAAUCUCGAGGAAGAAGUGAGAGCAAUCAUUAGAUACACGCCAGGCGGCGACAACGAGGAGCCGACGAGUAGCGAUUGGGAUGACCAGGUGGACAUGCAAUGCCUCGACAUGAACACUACAGAGCUCCGACCCGUGGAGGAGAUCACGCCGCCGGCGCCGGACACGACGAUUCAUCUCCGCGCAAACUUCGAGAUCGGCAACUGGAGGCUGAGCCGCGGCUUCUUCAACAGUUCCUCGUGGCGGCCUACCUUGUCCUCUCCAACGCUCCACCGAUACACGAGCGGCAACGAGAGCUUCCGCCCGUCGCCCGAAAGCCCGGCCAAGAUCAACGACGUCGGCUUCGACACGGGCGUGGAGCUCGUCUACGAGACGACGGGCAUCCAGACGGUCGACGUGCUCGUUUCCAACUUCGACGACGGCAACCACCCGCUCCACCUGCACGGCUACAAGUACUUCGUGCUCGCCUCGGGCCACGGCUACCCGCCCGCAGACCUGUACGGGAGGCUCGACACAUCCAACCCGCUGCGGCGAGACACGGCUUCGAUCGAGGCCUUCGGCUGGAUCCUUCUGCGCUUUGUGGCCGACAAUCCGGGGGUUUGGGCGUUCCACUGCCACAUCGGCUGGCACACCGAGGCCGGCAUGCUCAUGCAAUUCGCCACGCGCAUCGACUCCGCUGUCGGCAUGCAGAUCCCGGAUGAGCAGCGUGACCUGUGCCGCAACGACGGGCUGGAGAAGGGCGCCUCCCCUCCGGAUUCGACCUGGUUCGGCGACUUUGGGGAUCUCGAAUGA